AUGCUAUGUCGAUUUCAUAUUAACAAGAAUGUUGGUGCAAAACGAAAACAAUAUGUGGCUAGUGACACGCAAAAGAAAAUUGACGGACUAUGGACGAAUGUUGUAUGGGCUAGUGAUGAGGUUGAGUAUGAUCAAAGGUUGAACCAACUUGAGCAGGUGUGUGUUGAUUGUAAUGAAUAUAUUGAUUAUGUGAAGGACACAUGGUUGACACCACAUAGACAAAGAUUUGUUGGAGCAUGGAUUAAUCGAGUGCUACAUUUGGGUAACACUACGACUAAUCGGGUUGAGUCUGCUCAUUGGAAGUUAAAGCAAAUGUUGGGGAACAGUAUUGGUGACAUGGUCAAAUGUUGGGAGGCUAUGAACGACAACUUUAAGUUACAAUUGAGUAAUAUUAGAGCUUCUUUUCAAAAGAGUUUUUAUGAAGUUGAGCACGCCCACGUAAGUCCAUUUUACAAUAAUUUACGUGGUUCAGUGUCUCGAGAUGCAUUGAGACGCAUUGCUGAAGAGUUAAAAUGA
Messenger RNA from Lathyrus sativus (Indian pea), 516 nucleotides. Lineage: Eukaryota; Viridiplantae; Streptophyta; Magnoliopsida; Fabales; Fabaceae. The record is from the annotation of a GenBank genome assembly.